Messenger RNA from Hypanus sabinus (Atlantic stingray), 5347 nucleotides. RefSeq names its product coiled-coil domain containing 39 (gene ccdc39). NCBI's taxonomy places the organism in Eukaryota, Metazoa, Chordata, Chondrichthyes, Myliobatiformes, Dasyatidae. The coding region runs from base 75 to 2876 and encodes 933 amino acids. The transcript is spliced from 20 exons. Gene Ontology annotation, biological process: cilium movement; inner dynein arm assembly; cilium-dependent cell motility. The record is from RefSeq and is a predicted model, not a curated record. Gene Ontology annotation, cellular component: axoneme.
ACCGGACGCUUGGGUCUCCAGGGCAACUCGCUUCUUCAGACCCGCAUAGUGCCCGUUGGUGCAAAGCUCGGAAAAUGACGAACGCUGUUCUGUGCGAAAUAGAUUGGGACAAUGGCUUCGCCAUACCUGUGGCAAACGUCGAAAACAAGGCUUUGGAGGAUGAAGUGCAAAAGAAGCAGAAAGAAAAAGCUAACUUUGAAAACCAGCUGACAAAUUUUGAGGAUCGCAUCCAGGCAAUGACAAUGCAUCUGCAGAAUGUUCGUAGGGAGUUAACCAAUACACAGUCUUUAAAAAGAGCCCGAGAAAAGGAACUUGAAACUGAACAGCAUUUCAAGACAAUUGCAGAACAUGAAAUGCAACGUCUCAAGCAAGAGAUUCAACGGCUUGAAAAUGAAUUAGUUUUAUUGAGAGAGAGAAGAAAUAUUAUGGAGAAUAAUAUAUAUAGGUAUUCUCAAAAAAUUGAGGAUUUGAAGUGUCAGUUGAACUGGGAUAAGCAAGCUUUGGAGGCCUGGCUGGAAGAGUCAACCAAAACAGAUGAAGAUACAAUUACCAUCCAGAAGUAUGCUAAAGAAGAUGAAGGAAAGAUCAGGGAAAUAACAGUACAAAUGGAGAGGAUGACAAAUGACGCAAAUAAAAAGCGGAAGCUGCUUGACAAUGAAAUGACUGAAACAAUUGCUGCUCAGAUGGAAUUAGACAAGAUAGCACACGAUUUUCGCAGAUCCCACAGUGAAAGGCAAGAACUAAUCAGACAAUGGCAGAACAUAAUUGAGCAGAUGAACAAAAGAGAUCAAGAUAUGGACAAGUGUGCAUUGUUACUGGCAGAAGUAAAACAGGAAAUACGAGAAAAAGAAGCAGCCAUGAAUGAGAAGAUACAGUUUCUUAAGAAUGAGACUGAAAACAACGAAGAAUUUGAAAAAAAAAUUUCCAUAAGUGAACGUCAAGCAGCUAAGCUUCGAUUAGAAUAUCAAGCGCAUGAAACGAACCGUAUUCAACUACAAAAUGAGCUUGACACCUUAAAAAGCAGAGUGGAUAGAACUGCAACUGAUCUGGAAACUGCCAGAAGUCAAAUAACAAAUUUGAAACGGGAGAGCGUAGAAAAGUCCAACAAACUAAUGAAAGUGAAAGAGGAAAGCAAAGCUCUUGAGGGCAAACUUAAAGCUGUGACUGAAAAAGUGGUGAGUUCUGAGGAACAGAUGGCUAGAAUGGAGAAGGAACUGAAAAAUGAAGAAAAAGUAGUAAAGGAAUUGGAUGAUCAAAUGAAGUAUCUAAAAGACAAGAAGUUUAAGAAGACUGAGGAGCUUUAUUCCAUUAAUGAGGAAGUCAAAACAGCUACAAACCAAACAUCAGGAAAUAAGGCAACACUCCGCAAUCUCAAUAGCAGAAUUGACAAACUUGACCAUGAAAGUAUUAAACAGCAGGAAGUCAUCUAUAGCCAGGAUUUUCAGAUCCAGCAGCUAGAACAAAGGCUGGCCAAGUUAGAAGGAAAUGUGAGUCAUAAUGAUAAAGAGGUUUUGGGAGAUAAGGUGGAAGAACUCGCAAAGACUUUAGAAGAGAAGAAGAGCACAGUGAACCUAUUGAAUUCACAACUUAAGAAACUCCAGAAUGAUAUUCAGCAUUUGAGGGGAUAUCUGGACAAGUGCAGAGAGGAGAAGAUUGAUCUGACCAGUAAAAUAGAAGACAUCCAUCUUCACAUUGAUAAUGGAGAAAAAGAAUUAAAAAAGAACAAACUUGCUGAACAAGAUUUAAUGGUUGAGGAUAACCUUCUUAAGUUAGAAGUUAAGCGCCUAUGGGACAUGCUUCACAGUAAAGCUGAUGAUGUGCUAUGUCUGGAGAAACGAAAGUUGCAGCUUGAGACAGCAAUGAAAGAAAGAACUGAAGAAAUUAAAAUUCACAUGGAUAUAUUGCAAAUGCAGAUCAAGCACAUUGAACAGGAUCUGCAAGGUAUUAGUGCCGAAUUACAUGAAAGGUUUUCAAAAAUUGACAAAAUGAAGAAGAGGUAUGAAAUUCUGAUAUUUACAAUGGAGCCUCCUGAGGGUGAAGAGGAACGAUCUCAGGCUUAUUAUGUAAUUAAGGCAGCUCAAGAGAAAGAGGAGCUUCAGAGGCAGGGGGAUGAGCUUGAUGCUAAAAUUUCCAAAGGUGAAAAAGAAUUAAGAGCCCUCGAGAAUACAUUGCAGCUCCUCCACAAUCAAAACACAUCAUACCGAAAAUCUUUCAGCAAGGUUACGGAAACAAGUGAAGAGUACGAGGAUAAAUUAAAGUUGGAAGAACAGAAACAGGCCAUUGAUGAAAAAUAUAGAUACAAACGCAGGCAGAUUCGAGAACUCCAGGAAGACAUUCAGUGUAUGACAAACACCUUAGAUACCUUGCUGAAGGAAGAAUCAACACUGCAGAUAGUUUCUCAAGAAAAACAAGAUAAAACUGUUCAUCUCAUAAAGGAACUGGAUGAUCAGAAAGUCAAACUGGAAAGGGUGACCAAACACUGCUCCAAAGUGGUUAAAGACAUACGUUCCACUAAACAAAGUGUUGGAGAAACUCCAGAGGAGCAAGACAUUGAUCUUCGUGAACUACGAGACUUUAACAGGUCAUUGAACAAGUUAUUAGCAGAAGCAAUGGAUGAUUGUCCAAGUUUGGCUGCAGAUCUUCAACUUUAUUUUAACCAGGCUGGCUUGCCGUUACCAACUGCUCCAACACCACCACGUAGUCAUCGUAGUUCAAAAUCACCAUCAGUUCACAGCUCUGCAUCAUCUGUGAGAUCUGUUUCAUCAUCUCGAAAUAGUACAAAUGGACAAACCAGUGUGACUCCUAUAAAUCUAGCUCUGGAUCUAACAGCAUCAUCGCCACCUACAUCAUCACGGGGAAGCCAGAAGAGCCAAUAAAAUUUUCAAAGCAACAAGUUAUGAUACACCAAGAUACUUGAUAAUUUAAAGAAAAAGAUUAAUGGAACAUAAAUUUUAGAACUGCAUAUUCAGAGUUCCACUACAAGAUAGGGAAAAUGAUAAAAAAAAAUUAGUGGGCAGUCUAAGUAGCAAUAUAUGUAAUAAUUUCAUAAAACUAAGAAUAAAUGCAACUUUAAACUGAUUUUGAGCUCCACUCAGGAUCAGUCAAGUCUUUUAUUUAAAGGGACGAAUUCAGUUGCUCCAAACUUUCUUAGAAUUGGAAACUGUAAACAAAUUAUAUAACCAGCAUAUUUGGGAAGAAAGUUUUCAAAUACCUAUAUAAUUGUACCCAUCUGUUUAUGGGCUGUGCUAAUUUGCAGUUAAGUACAGAAAUGUUUAUCUGUAACUCACCAAAAUACUGAGUUAUAUUUGUGGUAUAAAUUUGUUGAAAAUUCCAGUCCUGCUGAUCAGAGCAGUUAUUAAAUAUCAAGUGAUUCUAGCGCUGGAAAACUGAAAAUGACUGAUCUUUUCUUAAAUUCAGUUUACUGUCGUGACCAUAAGGUAGAUGAUCCAUAGAAACUGGAUGGAUUUCAAGAACAAAUCUGUCUAUACGAAAUUAGCUGAUCUGACAAAGAUGGUUUCUAUAGGGAAGGAGGGAGAGAGAGAGAGAUAACAUGGUUCCUUUCCUGAGCACUCUCCACUUACCCUUCUAUGUGGACUUCAGGUUAGGAUAGUAUUGUCAACUGCAGUGCAGCUGCUAGUCUAAUUAGAAUUAGAAUCAGAUUUAUUAUCACUGACAUAUGUCAUGAAAUUCAUUGUUUUGCAGCAGCAGUACAGUGCAAUACAAAAAUAGAAAGUAAGAAAUAUACUUAUAAAUAAAUAAUGCGAAACAAGAGCAGUAAAGUGAGGUAGUGUCUAUGGCAUAGAAAUCUGAUGAUAUGGGAAAGAAGCUGUUACUAAAACAUUGAGUGUGCUUCCGUGGGCUCCUGUACCUCAUCUUUGAUGGUAGGAAUGAGAAGAGGGCACAUCAUUUCUGCAUUUGCAGCAUGGCUCACCUUUGAUCUCUAAAAUGAAGUACCAACGAGUAAUUGGUACUGGGAGAAAUAUAUCUCAUUAGGUCUUUACCAAAGUGUUCAUAAAGAUGACUUGACCUGCACAGGCAUCUGUAACAAUGAAUUCCACAGUUUCAUCACCCUCUAGGUAAAGAAAUUCCUCCUCAUCCCUGUGCUAAAGGGACAUCCUUGUUUCCAAGACUGUGCCUCUGGCCUGAGACUUCCCCACUAUAGGAAACAUCCUCUCCACUCUAUCUAGGCUAAGCCUUUCAAUAUUCAAUAGGUUUCAAUGAGAUUCCCCCUCAUUCUUCUAAACUCUAGCAAGUGGAAGCCCAGGUCCAUCAAACACUCCUCAUAUGUUAACCCUUUCAUUCCUGGGAUCAUUCUCGUGAACCUCUGAAACCUCUACAAUGCUAGUGCAUCCUUUCUUAGCCCAAACUGCUCACAAUACUCCAAGAAUGCUCUGAGCAAUACCUUAUAAUAGCUUCAGCAUUACAUCCUUGUUUUUAUAUUCCAGGAAUCCCAAGACCCUUUGCAACUCUAGUUUUUGAAUUUUCUCCAUUUAGAAAAUAGUCUAUGCCUUUAUUCCUUCUACCAAAGUACAAUUUCCUAUACUAUAUUCAUCUGCCACUUCUACUUUGCCCAUUCUGUCUAAGUACUUCUGCAGGCUCCCUGCUUCCUCAACAUUACUUGCCCCUCCAUCUAUCUUUGUAUCUUUGCAAACUUGACCACAAAGUCAUCAAUUCCAUCAUCCAAAUCAUUGACAUAUAACUGUAAAGAGGGUUUCUUCUUUUUGUUAACUAGCAGGAAUGCUAAUUUACUGAUAACGAGAAUGGUAUUCCUUUGUAAACCAAAUGGGGAUUAAUGUUCUUUCUUCUGAGUCUGUAAGCUUUUGUUGAGGGGCUUUUGGGCAGAUCGGCACGAGGGGGUCGAGAGAUGGUCUAAGCUGGGCGAGGAUCGGACCCCAAAGGGGGGUCCGAGGCCGGGAGAUUCUCCAAGGAGGGGGGGGGGGGGAAUGAAGCUAGAUGUGCUUGGUUGACCACUUGGAGGGUCCUGAGCUGUUUGGAGAGUCGAGGAGUUCGGAGGGUCCUGAGCUGCGAGUCGAGGAGUUCGGAGGGGAUCGAAUGGUGGCCAGAAGACUUCAGAAAUUGAGCUCCAACGGCUGUGCACGAAGUGGUUUGGACUUUGAUAAGUUUGGCGCCUUUUCUUUAAUUUUCUCUUCAUAUAUACUGUAUCGUUAUUAAUCACUUAGUUAUAGUAACCUUUAUAAAUUGUACUCAUUUAAUCGCAUAUGGUGUACUGUCUGUUUUUGGGCGAGGCGGGGACAUCACACAGCAUCCACACCAGCUGAUUACCCAGUUUGGCGGGGCCGAAGGCUGCUCCCCCUAGACGAGAAUGAGCUGAGCGAGCCUGAGGCGA